Molecule: messenger RNA, 1416 nt
Organism: Sporothrix schenckii 1099-18
Lineage: Eukaryota; Fungi; Ascomycota; Sordariomycetes; Ophiostomatales; Ophiostomataceae
Exons: 2
Coding region: 1-1416 (471 amino acids)
Molecular function (GO): protein binding
Source: RefSeq, a predicted model, not a curated record
AUGUUGACAUGGCUUCUUCUGCUCUCGGCCCUCUCUCGGGAAGGCACCGCAGCCGACGCAGCAUCAUCUUCGACUAGUAUUCUAAUCCCUAUGACGGCUAGCAGUCACACAGCGCCGUCUGCAGCACCCUCGAUCCCUCCGUUUCCCACGGUCCCAAAUGUCCAGAGACCGACAGUGAGGGAUGUCUAUGAUGACGACAAUCUGACGAGUCCACGGCUUUGUCGUAACGUCGGCGGAAAGUACAACGAUGCUCUCCUGCGCGCAAUGAGUAGGCAGUGCCAAAUACCUGUUGGAAACGACGCCGUGCAGCUGCCACCAUCGUCGUGGUCUCCCUGGAGUCAUCCACCGGCAUGCUCUGAAGUCAACACAACGACAUCGAAGCCAGCUAGCGAUACCUUGCGGUUUUGCGUCUAUACACACGCCAGCUACGGAGGCGGCAUCAGUAUUGUGGCAACUCCCGAGACGGCAGCCGGCCUUGCGGCUGUUCUUGACCAAGCCUCCGUUGCCAAAGCGGCACCGCCGAUCAAUGGUCCUCAUCUCAAGAUACAACAUAUUCCGGGGAAGGGCCUGGGAGUGGUGGCCGGACAGGCCAUCCCACGUGGCACAGUCCUCCUUCGCGACCACGCUCGUCUUCUCGCUGAUGUGCGGUUUCCGCUGCAUGUCCGCCGCGCCCAGGGCCAGACGCUGCUGCACAAAGCCGCCGGUCGCCUCCCCGAUCCAGACGACGUGCGGAGCCUCAGUCGCAGUGUCAAGGCUAAACCGGGUGAGGCUCGAGGCGUGCUCGAAGAAAACAUUCUGAGCACCAACUCGUUUGCGGUCACGGUCGAGGGCUUCGCCUACAUGGCCCUCUUUCCAGAGAUUGCACUUCGAGACACCGACUUUGGCCUUACCCACGACACCCGGCAAGAAACGCUAAAGCGCCGCUGGGGCUUUUCGUGUACAUGCGACCUCUGCAGUGGUGGACCCGACGCCACGGCCGCAUCGGAUGUCCGCCGUCGCCGCGUGACCGCUCUUCGAGCGGAGGUGGUCGCGCACCUCCAGCAAGGCGCCUUUGACACGGCCAUUGCCGCCUACGAGGGCGAGCUGUUGAGCCUCGUCCGCACAGAACAGCUAGCCGAGCACAUGGGCGAGCACUACGAAGUGUUGGCACGGCUGCACCUGGCCGCGGGAAAUCGAACGGCCGCCGCGACCUACGCACAACGGGCACUGGACGAGCUGGAGACGCUUCAGGGAGCAAUUGAUCCUGGUUCGGUAGCCCGGCCGUCGGGAAACUCGUUAGAAGAGAUGAGGGCAUUUGUCAAGGCCCUCCGAAGACAGGACGAGCGGCAGAAGAAGCAACAAAAGAAAAGGCCCAAAACGAACAAGAAGGGAAAGCGACAGCAAAACAAACAGAAUCAAGGAAAGGGGGGCCAAUAA